This is a messenger RNA of Lodderomyces margitis, 300 nucleotides long. RefSeq lists its product as uncharacterized. Lineage: Eukaryota; Fungi; Ascomycota; Pichiomycetes; Serinales; Debaryomycetaceae. The coding region runs from base 1 to 300 and encodes 99 amino acids. The record is from RefSeq and is a predicted model, not a curated record. The transcript has 2 exons.
AUGAACCUUAAGCAGACAUUACAUACUGACAAUUACAGUGAUUACAAUGAAGCAUUCCAUCCAACUAAAAUUGAAGUUGACAACUUACAUUCCGACAUAGAAUGUGAUGACAUAGAUGUAGACAUUAGCUCUGAACGGGAUGAAACUUGUAAAUGGAAAAGGGGUCCAUAUAUAUACUACUCUGAGGUACAGAAACAAAUAUUCUGGAAAUUAGUUAUCGAGCAAGGGAAUUCUGCGUAUAAGGCUGCACAACCAAUAGUGAGGUUCGUAAAGUUUUCAAUUUUCAGUGUCGAGAUUUAA